Molecule: messenger RNA, 2719 nt
Organism: Heteronotia binoei (common prickly gecko)
Lineage: Eukaryota; Metazoa; Chordata; Lepidosauria; Squamata; Gekkonidae
Gene: CASS4
Product: Cas scaffold protein family member 4
Exons: 6
Coding region: 147-2588 (813 amino acids)
Biological process (GO): cell surface receptor protein tyrosine kinase signaling pathway; cell migration
Cellular component (GO): plasma membrane; cytoplasm
Molecular function (GO): protein binding
Source: RefSeq, a predicted model, not a curated record
CCUGUAAAUACUUUUUGGAGAAUGAAGUUAGCGGAUGCUUCUGUCUUGAGAAAGUUCCUGGCGCACUCAGACUUUGCACAACCAAGCUGUUCCACAGUGAGAGUUGAUGCUGAUAAAGGAAGUGGCUGCAGUUACUAGGAGCAACGAUGGAUAGAAACAGUGGACCUUUCACUCUCACCAAGAGCGCCUUGGCGAAAGCACUAUACGACAACAAAGCGGAGUGUCCCGAUGAGCUGGCCUUCCGCAGAGGGGACAUCCUAACGGUUCUCGAGCAGGAUCCCCUUGGGAGCGAAGGAUGGUGGAAAUGUUCCCUCCAUGGGAAGCAAGGCCUCGCUCCUGCCAAUCGCCUUCAGCUACUGACCCCUUCCCAAGUCCCCUCGAACCUGCCUAACUCUCCAGGCCUGCAAACCAGCCCAGGAACCAUCUAUCAGGUUCCCUCUGCCCACAGAUCUGUAGGCCCAGCAGCUCCCGUCUAUGAGAGAAUGGACAGUUGGAUUAAGCCUCGCUCUUCUUCCCUGCCAAACCAAGACUUGUACCAAGUGCCGGCCUUGGCUGCAAAACUGCUCAGUGAAAAGACUCUGAGCUCAUCAAAUCAGCACCUCUUUACGCUUCCGAGAGCGAGCUGGGCAUCAACACUGGGUAACAAAAGCGAUAUAUAUGAUGUCCCAUCACCACAGCGCCAUGAAGCCUUAUUCUCACAGGGUCUUGUCACACCGCCCUCCUCCAGGAAGGGCACCCUACUUUUCCCCUGUGUGGAAAAUUGCCUGAAAGAGUCACCACAGCUUUACGAUAUCCCACCAAGCGCGCAAAAAACAAGAAUUUGCACACCGAAGUCAUCUGUGGGUAAUGUGUACGACAUACUCCCAACAGCUUCAAGAGCACCUGGAAAAGCCACAGAAACAGGGAAGCUUUUGAGUCAUUACAAUACACUGCCGAACCUUCGCAAAUCAGAGUGGAUCUACGAUAUACCUGAAAAAGCAGGUUUAAAACAAACUCUUCAGAGCCAGUCCCCAAAUAAGCUUUUGUUUUAUGACAUCCCACCAGCGAGGCUUGACCCUGAUGUACAGAAAAUCCCAGCAAUGAACAAGGAAUGUACAUCAACGAGUCCACAGUUGUAUGAUGUUCCACCUGUCCAAAGGAAAUUAAUUCUUCCAGAGAGUCCACUUUACGAUGUACCCUCCACACAUGAUGUUCUAGUCCUGCAUCAAAAUGGAAACUAUGAUGUUCCUCCAGCUGUUUUGCCCUCCAGUACUGAAAAGGAGAACCACCAGCAAGUCCUUUACGAUGUUCCGAAAGGAGUUAUUUCACAAAAGAAAGGGAUUGAAAAAUGUAACGAUAGUUCCAGAGACAAUGUUUACAGCUUCCCAUCACAGUUACCAAGAGAUGCCAAACUGAACCAAGACAGGUUGUCUGUCUCAAGCGUAGAGAGCCGGACCAGCACCAUCUCGACUUCCUCCAGUGCUUCUUCCGAGUCCUUCUCCUCUAGUCCAUCGUCGUCUUCAGACGAACCCAGCAAAGAAACGUCCAUGGAGCUUGACGCAGCCAUAGAAACUUUGACAAAGCUGCAGCACGGCGUAUCCAGUUCCAUUGCAAGUCUAAUGAUUUUUGUGAGCAGCAGGUGGAGGUACCAGGAGCACCUAGAGGGGAACAUUGAGGAAAUCCGUCGAGCGGUCGACCACAUCAAAGUCUCCUUGGGAGAAUUCUUGGACUUUGCUCAAACCAUCGAAGGAAACGCUGCUUGGGCCUCCGACAGUAAGCUUCAGGUGAGAAUUAAAAAACAGCUGAGUAUCCUCGCAGCUUCGUUUCAGAUCCUGGUGGAAAUGAGAGAAGCACUGAACAAAUGCAAAUGGUCACUCGAGGUCCUGGUCAUUAAGAAACCACAGAGCAGCCCGGAUGACCUGGAUCGGUUUGUGAUGGUGGCCCGCACCAUCCCGGAUGACAUCAAGAGAUUUGUAUCCAUCGUCAUUGCCAACGGGAAGCUCCUUUUCAGAAAGAACAGCCAAGAGAAGGACAGCCAAGAGCUGAGACGCAGAACGGCAAAGGGCAGUCUCGAGCGGCGGACGGAAGAUAAUUCGCUUCUAAGAAACGUUUUGAAUAAAUCCAAAGAAAACAGCCCAAACAUGGAGAGGGCGAGGGCUGAAGUCACUGAAGAUUGUGAAUAUGUUCAGAUACAGGGUUCCCCACCUAAAACAAACCCAGAUGUUCCGAGCGAGCAGGAUCCUGCCAAGAAAAUGGAGCUCUCCGAUCUCUGCAGACUGUACUUCGGUGCUGUUCACAAAGCUAUUGGCGUUCUACAUGACAGCCUGAGCAGAAACCAAGCCCCGGAAGUCUUCAUUGCGCAGAGCAAACUGAUCAUUAUGGUGGGCCAAAAGUUGGUAGACACCCUGUGCCAGGAAGCCCUGGAGAAGGCCACGCGGAACGAGGUCCUGUGCUGCAGCAGCAAGUUCUGUGGCCUGCUGAAGAGCAUGGCGGUCGCCACCAAAAAUGCCGCCAUGCAAUAUCCAAGCCCGGAGGCCAUAAGGGAACUUCAGGAUCAAGCUGAUGGGCUGUCUCAAUACACACAGCAGUUCCAAGCUAUGAUGGAAUGAAGUUUCCCUUCUGCAGGUGUCUUGAGGAUACCCACUGUUGUGACUACAGUGACUGAGAUUAGCUUCUAGAGGUGACUGAGAGACUCCUUGUUCGUUAAAGAGUACGUGUGUCAGUUUUUUUUACCUGCCCA